GGGCAUGUGAAGGAGGAGUGGGUGAUUUUUCUCUGGUAGGAGUCAGGGAUGGGCUGAACCAUUGCUUUGUCCUGCCCUAAGAGAAUAUUCACUGGAGAUGAUCUUGUGGCUAAUGGUGCAGUUAACUUCCAACCUUUGAAGAGAGACCUUAUUUUCUCCUAUUAUAGUUCCUAAUCUCCCAAUACUGUGAAGAUUUAUUGCUCGUGAUUCUUUCAUUCCCUGCAUGAAAAACUAUUUGAACGUUGCACGAAAAUCUUCUGUGAAAGAAGAAAAGGAAAUUCCUUGUGUGGGUCUCAGCAGUAGAGAUGAUGCAGCAUCUUAAAAUAAUGCCGAAAAAGAAGCCCUUCUCCGCAGGCGGAGUGCCCCUGAUUCUCUUCCUGUGCCAGAUCAUUAGUGCCCUGGAUGUACCUCUUGAUCUGGUACAACCUCCAACUAUCACUCAGCAGUCACCAAAGGACUACAUUAUUGACCCUCGGGAGAAUAUUGUAAUCCAGUGUGAGGCUAAAGGGAAACCCCCUCCAAGCUUUUCCUGGACUCGUAAUGGAACUCAUUUUGACAUAGACAAAGACCCUCUGGUCACCAUGAAGCCUGGUUCUGGAACUCUCAUCAUCAACAUCAUGGGUGAAGGGAGAGCUGAGACCUACGAAGGCGUUUAUCAGUGCACAGCAAGGAAUGAGCGUGGAGCUGCCAUCUCUAACAACAUUGUUGUCCGCCCAUCCAGGUCUCCCUUGUGGACCAAAGAAAGACUCGAACCAAUAACACUUCGAAAUGGUCAGUCAUUGGUACUUCCCUGUAGACCUCCAGUUGGAUUACCACCAGCUAUAAUAUUUUGGAUGGAUAACUCCUUCCAAAGACUUCCACAGAGUGAGCGGGUUUCCCAAGGCCUGAAUGGAGACCUCUAUUUCUCCAAUGUCCUCCCAGAAGACACCCGCGAAGACUAUAUCUGCUAUGCCAGAUUUAAUCACACUCAAACCAUACAACAGAAGCAACCUAUUUCUUUGAAGGUGAUUUCAGUGGAUGAAUUGAAUGACACUAUAGCUGCUAAUUUGAGUGACACUGAGUUUUAUGGUGCUAAACCUAGUAAAGAGAGGCCACCAACAUUUCUAACUCCAGAGGGCAACGAAAGCGUCAAAGAGGAACUGAGAGGAAGCGUGCUUUCACUAGAAUGCAUUGCAGAAGGCCUACCUACUCCAAUCAUUUACUGGAUCAAAGAAGAUGGAACCCUUCCUGUUAACCGGACGUUUUAUCGGAACUUUAAGAAAACCUUGCAGAUCACCCAGGUUUCAGAAGCAGACUCGGGAAAUUAUCAGUGCAUAGCAAAAAACACAUUAGGAGCUGUCCAUCAUACCAUUUCUGUGACAGUUAAAGCGGCUCCAUACUGGAUUGUGGCACCUCAAAACCUUGUGCUAUCCCCAGGAGAGAAUGGAACCCUCAUCUGUAGAGCUAAUGGCAACCCCAAACCCAGAAUUGGCUGGUUAACAAAUGGAGUUCCAAUAGAAAUAGCCCCCGAUGACCCCAGCAGAAAAAUAGAUGGUGAUACCAUUAUUUUUUCAAAUGUUCAAGAAAGAUCAAGUGCGGUUUAUCAGUGCAAUGCCUCUAACGAAUAUGGAUAUUUGCUAGCAAAUGCCUUUGUAAAUGUGCUGGCUGAACCACCUCGAAUUCUCACAUCUGCAAACACACUGUAUCAAGUCAUUGCAAACAGACCUGCUUUGUUAGAUUGUGCUUUCUUUGGGUCUCCUAUGCCUACCAUUGAGUGGUUUAAAGGAACUAAAGGAAGCGCUCUUCAUGAAGACAUUUAUGUUUUACAUGAUAAUGGAACAUUAGAAAUUCCCGUGGCCCAGAAGGAUAGUACAGGGACCUAUACAUGUGUCGCAAGAAAUAAAUUAGGGAUGGCAAAGAAUGAAGUUCACUUGGAAAUCAAAGAUCCAACCAGGAUCAUUAAACAACCAGAAUAUGCAGUCGUGCAGAGGGGGAGCAAAGUGUCCUUUGAAUGCAAAGUGAAACAUGACCAUACGUUAAUCCCCACCAUCAUGUGGUUGAAGGACAAUGGAGAGCUGCCCAAUGACGAAAGAUUCUCCAUUGACAAGGAUCAUCUGGUGGUGACUGAUGUAGGUGAUGAUGAUGGUGGGGUCUACACAUGUGCAGCCAACACAACACUGGACAGAGUUUCCGCCAGUGCUGUGCUCAGGGUUGUUGAUGUCCCGAAUCCUCCCUUUGAUUUAGAGUUGACCAAUCAACUUGACAAAAGUGUUCAGCUGACAUGGACCCCAGGCGAUGACAACAAUAGCCCCAUUACAAAAUUCAUCAUUGAAUAUGAAGAUGCAAUGCGUGAGGCAGGGAUAUGGCACCACCAGGCGGAAGUUUCUGGAACACAGACCACAGCACAGUUGAAGCUGUCUCCGUACGUAAACUACUCCUUCCGUGUCAUGGCAGAGAACAGUAUUGGGAGGAGUGUGCCCAGCGAGGCAUCGGAGCAAUACCUGACGAAAGCUGCAGAACCAGAUCAAAAUCCCACAGCUGUGGAAGGACUAGGAACAGAGCCUGACAACUUGGUGAUUACAUGGAAGCCCUUGAAUGGUUUUGAAUCGAAUGGGCCUGGCCUCCAGUACAAAGUGAGCUGGCGCCAGAAGGAUGGUGAUGAUGAAUGGACGUCUGUGGUUGUGGCCAAUGUAUCCAAAUACAUUGUCUCUGGCACACCAACCUUUGUCCCGUACCUGAUAAAGGUUCAAGCUCUGAAUGAUGUGGGGUUUGCUCCAGAGCCAGCUGCAGUCAUGGGUCACUCUGGAGAAGACCUUCCGAUGGUGGCUCCUGGGAAUGUUCAUGUCAAUGUGGUGAACAGUACUUUGGCAGAGGUACACUGGGACCCAGUACCUCUGAAGAGUGUCCGAGGACACUUACAAGGCUACCGGAUUUACUACUGGAAGGCUCAGGGCUCAUCCAAAAGAAACAGACGCCACAUCGAGAAGAAGAUCCUCACCUUCCAGGGCAGCAAAACUCAUGGCAUGCUACCAGGGCUGCAACCUUACAGUCACUAUGAGCUCAAUGUCCGAGUGGUCAACGGGAAAGGGGAGGGCCCGGCCAGCACUGACAAAGGCUUCCAUACUCCAGAGGGAGUCCCUAGUGCUCCCUCAUCUUUGAAGAUUGUUAAUCCAACACUGGACUCUCUCACUUUGGAAUGGGACCCACCAAGCCACCCAAAUGGCAUCCUGACUGAGUACACCUUAAAAUAUCAGCCAAUUAACAGCACACAUGAACUAGGCCCUCUGGUAGAUUUAAAAAUUCCUGCAAACAAGACACGCUGGACUUUAAAAAAUUUAAAUUUCAGCACUCGGUACAAGUUUUAUUUCUAUGCACAAACAUCAGUAGGAUCCGGCAGUCAGAUUACAGAGGAAGCAAUAACCACUGUGGAUGAAGCGAUGGCAAGCCGACAAGUGGAUAUCGCGACCCAGGGCUGGUUCAUAGGUCUAAUGUGUGCUGUCGCCCUCCUCAUCUUAAUUCUGCUGAUCGUUUGCUUCAUUAGAAGAAACAAGGGUGGUAAAUAUCCAGUUAAAGAAAAGGAAGAUGCUCAUGCGGACCCUGAAAUCCAGCCCAUGAAGGAAGAUGAUGGAACGUUUGGAGAAUACAGCGAUGCAGAAGAUCACAAGCCUUUGAAAAAAGGAAGCCGAACACCUUCAGACAGGACUGUGAAAAAGGAAGAUAGUGAUGAUAGCCUGGUUGACUAUGGAGAGGGGGUGAAUGGCCAAUUCAAUGAGGAUGGCUCCUUUAUCGGACAAUACAGUGGUAAGAAAGAGAAAGAACCAGCCGAGGGAAAUGAGAGCUCAGAGGCCCCUUCACCUGUCAACGCCAUGAACUCCUUUGUUUAAGUCGUUAAGCUCUUCGUCAAUGUCCCAUUUCUCUGGAAGGUUUCUGCUGAGCACUUCUCAUCCCUCUCAUUCCAUGGGCAUAUGGGUAGAAAGGAUGUUUUCUGCUGUAUGUGAAUAUUAUGGGAACAAAGCAAGAACUUAACUCAGUCAAACGAUACGUUGAUAUGAACUGGGGUGCAAAGUGCGUCCUUUUUUUUUUGUUCGGAGUGGGUUUUCUCAAUUUCCUUGGAACUGAUUAAAAAAAAAAAGUUCAACAUCAUCAAUAGAUCACAUUAUUCCCUGUGUGGGAUACAGUUCAAUAAGAUGCAUGAAACACACUGCACAGAGGACACAGCUGUGUAUGUGAUUGCGCUGUGGUCAAGUACUUUGUUGACACUAUUCUCCUCAGCUGAACCCUAAAUCUGAAUUCCGUUGUGAUUGUGGGGAGUGUUACCGUAGUGUUUUCUAGGGCUUCAGUGUCUCUGUGGACAUUGUUGUGAAACUCGUGACUAUGUCUAGCUCUUGUUAGUCUUUUCGGGAGACUGCUAGGAACAGUAUGUACAGUAUAUACUUGCUACAUGAGUUAAUUAUGGCAGGUGCAUCCGCGAAUGCUCACUGAGACUGUCAUCUGUUCUUUGCUCCUGUUACUUCCUAGGCUUCUUAACCCUCCAGGGUACAGCAGCAGUGUUCCACUUCUUAUUCUAUUUCUGUGUUCAGUUGUUCGGGGCAUAAACAUUGCAUUUUUGUGACACCUUCCGGUGUUUGUGCCAUAGGGAAAGAAUGGAAGACAAAACCCUCAAGUUAGAUUUCAAAUUUUAGUCUGGAAAAUGCAGGGCAAGACACAUGCAGUGCCUUCAGACAAUAAGUAUCCCCUGACUCCUGCACUGGAUAUCAGCCAGUCUGGGCCACUCCAUCCUCUGUUACUGCUGUUGUUGGAAAGUAACUUUUAAAAGGCUGAGUGUAUUUGAAGGGGCUUUCCCCCAUAAAUAUCAAAAGCAAAGAAAAGCUUUGUCAUCGGCUGGAGCACAUAAUGGUUUAGUGGUCUUUUGUGGUUUCUAGCCAAACAAGUCAUGUUGAAAAAGAAAAAUGCUGUGGUUGGAAAUUGAUGGAAAAACAAAAGAUUGUAGAACUAAAAGCAGACAGCAGCAUGUGAAUAGUGAGACUCUAUUCACUAUACCUAUAUGAGCUUUCAAACUGCAGCAUCCAGCAAUGUGUAUACAAAUUGCAACAGGCACACUCCAGAAUCUGCAAAAUCUGGCAAGUGCUUAAUUAGGCCAGCAUCAAAAAGAUUAUACCUGCAGUCUAAGGAAUAAAUAAAUAUAUAUACUAUAUUGGUCAUAAACAAUGUGUAUGAAAUGGCUUACCUCCAAUAUAAAACUCUAUGACAACCUAUGGUUGA
Cricetulus griseus (Chinese hamster) is the source of this 5241-nucleotide messenger RNA. Lineage: Eukaryota; Metazoa; Chordata; Mammalia; Rodentia; Cricetidae. The record is from RefSeq and is a predicted model, not a curated record.